Molecule: messenger RNA, 585 nt
Organism: Danaus chrysippus (African queen)
Lineage: Eukaryota; Metazoa; Arthropoda; Insecta; Lepidoptera; Nymphalidae
Source: the annotation of a GenBank genome assembly
AUGGCGGAUCCACAUAAAGAGUGUUUAAUGUUGAGUCGUUGGCGGAGUAUCUCCAUGGGAGCGUAUUACCAUAAAUUAAUCGAGCACAAUAAUAACAACAACCAUCCACCGCUGACACCGGCACAGACGCGGCAGGGGAGAGACGGAGAGAGGUGGGCGGGGGGCGGGCCGGGGGCGGGGGGCGGCCGGCACCGGGGGCGGGGCCAGCGAGCGGGACGGAGCACACGACACGCGGGCAGCGGCGGGGGCGGGCCGGGGGGGGGGGGGGCAAGCCCGUGUUUACGUCGUGUCGUCCCCGUCCCGUCCCGUCGUGUCGGUCGGUGCCCGCCGCUCGGCCGCCGAUCAGCCGGCACUCUCGGUCCGUCAGUGCGCGCCGUCCCGUGUCGCGGAGCGCGCGUCCCGUGUGUCGGAGUGUGUGUGUGUGUGUGUGUGCGGCGCGAGUGCUGCUCAGUGCUGCUGCUGCUGCUGCUCGUGUGUAGCUCUGUAAUUAUAUCGGAGCUGCGGCCGUCCGUCCGUCCGUCAAUCAAAGGUGACGCGGCGGUGAUGCAGAUCGAUGGCUGCAAGGACACACCAGCACGACCUUAA